Molecule: messenger RNA, 1345 nt
Organism: Bubalus bubalis (water buffalo)
Lineage: Eukaryota; Metazoa; Chordata; Mammalia; Artiodactyla; Bovidae
Gene: TEX22
Product: testis expressed 22
Exons: 4
Coding region: 835-1329 (164 amino acids)
Source: RefSeq, a predicted model, not a curated record
GCUGGGGGCAUCCCCGAGGAGUGCCUCUCCGGGCAACGCGGGGCCGGGACUCCUCGCGGCCCCGAGAUGAAGCUCCGGGUCAUGGACGCCGGGGCGAGACAGCGUCCGCGUGGACAGCGGAAGCCCGGGCGGCCCCUGAGGAUUGAGGCCAGAGCGCAGGCGCGCCCCGAGCCGGAAGCGGAAGCGGCCGGGCGGAAGCUGUCGAGCGGAAGUUUCCUUAGGCUCGGCUCCGCCUUCUCGGGCCUUCUGGAACCGCUGUGGGCCCCACCCUCUGACCCGCCCGCCACAAUGGGCCCGCCCCGCCCCGCCCCCAGUGUGCCCGCCCCCUCCUCUCAUCCCCUCCCGCGGGCACCCCAACAGUACCCAGCGGACCCGCCCAUCCCCCGCCCCUCCCUGCAGCGUGUGUACUCCGCCAUGUGUGUACCCCACUUCUCCCCGUCUUCGUGCCCCCGAUGUGUCCCGCGCCUCCCCGACGGUCGCUGCACCCCAUGACUUCCUCUCCUUGACCCUCUCUCCUGUUCCCUGACCCCUGCCCUGCCAUCCCUCCGCGGAGUGGAGACGGGCGGGCUGCCGUCCGCUGCGGCCCCUUCACACGUAGUCGUGCAGGUGAAGGGCACGGAUCCUGGGCCCUGGGGUGUGGCCUGGCGUCGAGGUGAGGUCACAGGGGUCCGGAAGAACCAGGCGGGGAGAGCUGCGGGGGGGCCCCUCCUUUCUCCCCUGGUCGUUCUGCCCGCAGGCAGAGUCCCCAGAAGCUGCCCAUCCGAGGAGCUGGAGCCACGGUAUCUGUGGGGACUUUGCCCCAGAGGUGCAGGCCAGCCACCCAGGGGGCUGCAGAUGGACAGCAGGGAGUGUUCGCUUAAGGUUCUCUUGAGGAAGAAGGCAGAGUUGCAGCCUUCCCAGGAGAAGGAGCAGCCUUCCCAGGAGAAGGGGCAGCCCUUGGGGCCACCAAGCCCAGCGAUGGCCUGGGGCCCAAGUGCCCAGAGCAGCAGUCAGCCGGAGCCGCAGACUGAGGACUGGGUGUGCGAGCCGCAGGACAGCCGGCGCCGGAGCCGGCGCCGCUGGAGCGUCAGCAUAGAUGAGCGCCGGAGGCUGGCCGUGCUGGGCCGCGGCGAGAAGCUGGACCUCGCGGGGGCGCCCCCCUCCUGCAGGGACCUCGCGCGGAUCAUGGCCCAGCUGGUGUCCGAGGACGUGGACAAGGACGUGCUCUUCCCCCACCCGCCGAGGUCCUCCGAGUCCACCAACGCCUUCCAAGCCUUCCUGGUCCGGAGCAAGCCUUUCUGGCACAACGUGGCUCUGGAGGCCCCGGCCUCGAGGUCGCCGCCCUUCUAAGAGCCGACUCAGCCCA